Messenger RNA from Acipenser ruthenus (sterlet), 848 nucleotides. Its product is annotated as nuclear transport factor 2-like. Gene Ontology annotation, cellular component: nuclear pore central transport channel. The transcript has 5 exons. NCBI's taxonomy places the organism in Eukaryota, Metazoa, Chordata, Actinopteri, Acipenseriformes, Acipenseridae. Gene Ontology annotation, biological process: protein import into nucleus. The record is from RefSeq and is a predicted model, not a curated record. Bases 184 to 567 code for a protein of 127 amino acids.
GAGAACUUGGUAUGUGUCGUCUUGCACCACAGCAACUCCCAUUGGUUGAUACGACUCUAGUAAAACUGAGUCAGUCACUUUGUUCCCGGUCAACCGGCUUGAGCGGGACAUCCAUCAACAGGGAGUAGACGGGGAAAGGUUUACUUUUAAAUAAGAAGAUCUAGAUCCGAAACCCUACUUAUAAUGGCGGAAAAACCAAUGUGGGAACAAAUAGGAGCUGGCUUCGUACAGCACUACUACCAACAGUUUGAUAGCAACAGAGUGCUUUUGGCAGAUCUCUACACAGAGGCCUCCUGCUUAACAUGGGAAGGACUGGGGUUUCAAGGCAAGAAUGCCAUUAUGGAAAAAUUGACUAACCUGCCAUUCCAAAAAAUCCAACACAGUAUAACAGCACAGGAUCACCAGCCAACCCCAGACAGUUGUGUUAUUAGCAUGGUGGUGGGGCAGCUUAAGGUGGAUGACGAUCCAGUAAUGGGAUUUCACCAACUAUUUCUUUUGAAAAAUAUUGACAAUAAAUGGAUUUGCAGUAAUGAUAUGUUUAGAUUGGCCUUGCAUAACUUUGGCUAAACCAGUGGUUCCCAACUCGAGUCCUCCUAACAGUACAGACUUCUGUUUCAUCGAGGGCCUUAAAAUUGCGCCUCUGAGGCUAUUUUGUAGAGUGUGGUAAUUCUUCUUUGUCAGUCAGAAUUCAGUACACAUGGGUAUUUUUAGAGCCAGGUUUAAAAAAAAACUUGGGACAGCUUGGAUAUUAUAUAUCAACAUUCCUAUUGUUCUAAAAUGAUGUUUGUGUUUUCGGUACAUUUGGCGGGAGUGGUGAUGGUAAACAGAAUAAAGUCAUUUGGAAUAAA